Messenger RNA from Ceratosolen solmsi marchali, 341 nucleotides. RefSeq lists its product as uncharacterized. NCBI's taxonomy places the organism in Eukaryota, Metazoa, Arthropoda, Insecta, Hymenoptera, Agaonidae. Bases 34 to 279 code for a protein of 81 amino acids. The record is from RefSeq and is a predicted model, not a curated record. The transcript has 2 exons.
UGAACUUGUUUGAAUGUAGUGAAAGCUGGUGGUAUGAGAAUAACUCAGCAUAAGAAUCCUGAUAAAGAACGUGAAAUUAAGUCUCCAAAGGAUUCUGAUGAUGUCAAACUUUCAACUAGUCCUCCAAAAGCUAUGAUUAUUAGUGGUGCUCAAACAAAAGGUCAUGCUGAUUUUCCUCAAGAGGCUAUACAACAUUAUCAUGAUAAACCAAUUCCAACUCAUGAUACUCGUUCAAUUUAUCAUUCCCGCUCACUUAUAAUUCAACAGCCUAGAAAGUAGUUUGCACACUUUUUGUUGAUCAAAACCUUAUCAAUUUAAAUAUUUUUAAUUUAGUAAUUAUA